Messenger RNA from Clarias gariepinus (North African catfish), 2167 nucleotides. RefSeq names its product centrosome and spindle pole-associated protein 1-like. Lineage: Eukaryota; Metazoa; Chordata; Actinopteri; Siluriformes; Clariidae. The record is from RefSeq and is a predicted model, not a curated record. Bases 1 to 1935 code for a protein of 644 amino acids. The transcript is spliced from 19 exons. Gene Ontology annotation, biological process: positive regulation of cytokinesis. Gene Ontology annotation, cellular component: centrosome; microtubule; spindle pole.
AUGUGUCGAAACACUAUCAGCAUUCCACUGGCACCAGUGCAAACCAGAGCUACUAACAAGAGAAACAUGACAGAGUUUGCUACAGGACUUAUGAUUGGGGCUGCUGAAGCAGAGGAAGCAAUUCAGAGAAGGAAGGAGCUCUAUAGACAGGACCUGCUGGAGCAAAUAGCGGAACAACGCAGAAAUAGGAAAAAGGAAAAGGAACUCGAAUUGAAAGUUGCUGCUACAGGAGCUAUUGACCCGGAGAAGAAGCACCACCAGAAGCAGUUUAUGACCGUGUACCUGCCUGAUCUCCUACAGCCUGACAGGAUUAAGCAGUUUGGUUCUGCAAGAAGGGAGCAUGAGGGCAGGAGACGGGAUGUGCUCUUCAAGCCUGGCAUGGGACUGGAUACCCCCAGGGCAAAUGAAGACAAAAAGACAGAAGAUGUCAAGAGAGAGCCACCUAAGAGACCAAGUAUGGCUUUCCAGUCUCCUGUUCUGGAAUACAGCGCUACUCCGGGGCAGCUGGGUAACACAGCGAGCACUGGGGUCAGGAACAGUGGCAUCACAGCCUUCAGUGAGAACUUUCACAAAGGCCUCUCAGGAGCUAUUGGAGAAAUGGUUUCCCCCAGACCAUCGUCACACCAUGGCAUUUCUUCCCCUGAAAUUGGAGCGUAUCCUUCUGAUAGGCACCACCGUCCCAAAGAGCAUGUUGAAAGCUACAGGGAUGCACUUAAACAACAGAUUGAAGACAGGAAGGAAAGAAGGAGACGAGAGAGGGAGGAGAAUGAAAGGUAUGAGGCUAAAGUGGAGGCAGAGAUGAAAGCCAGUGAGCCGUGGGGAAGAGGAGGUGCUGGGGCGCCACUUAGGGAUGACCGAGGAAACCUCAUCAUUUCCCCCUUCACUCAGCCCUCGCCAUACGCACGGGGAAAUGUGUUUAGGGAACUCCCAACGCCGCAGCAGCUCCGUGAGCAGAAGAAAUACAAGGAAUGUCUGAAACAGCAGAUCGAGGAGAAGAGAAGAAUGGAGGUGGAGAGGAGAAAGGAGGUGAGGCUGGAGGAAAAGGAGCAGCAAGAGGAAAGGAAGAAAAUAGAGUGCAGGCACAGGCCUAACGACGAGGCAUAUGUGUACCCAGAAUCACGUAACAGAAGAGCCAUAGCAUCACCGUAUUGGAAUGGAGAUACCCCUAGACCAGAGGAUAAGGAUUCUUCCUUACAGAAAAUAUCAAAUGAAGUUUCCUCCUUCACCCAGCCCUCACCAUACGCACGAGGAAAUGUGUUUAGGGAAUUCCUGACGUCACAACAGCUCCUUCAGCAGAAGAGAUACAGGGAAAGUCUAAAACAGCAGAUAGAGGAGAAGAGAAGGAUGGAGGUGGAGAGGAGAGAGCAGCUGAGGCUGGAGGUGGAGAAAGAGAAGAGGCUGGCUGAAGAUACAGCACACAAGCAAAGGCAGUUUGAGGAGGAGCAGGAAAAGAAAAGACGCAAGAAAAUGCAGCAAAACACAAGAAACCAGGAGUUGAUUCGUCAAGCUGAUGAGCGGCGCAGAGAGGCCGAAAAGAAGAGCAAGGAGGAAGAAGAGAAGGCAAAUGAUGCACUGAAGCAGCAGUAUGAGCAGGAAAGGCAAGCCCGGCUCGAGCAGGAAUUCAGGACACGUUCUCCACCUAUCCCCACAAUACAAAAGAGACUGGGCAUCCAGAUUUCUCCCAGACCACCUUCAGGCGACAGCCAACGAUCAGCUACAGCUUCCUCUGUAAUUCGGUUUAUUCCCACUCCCCAGUCACCACCUGUCUCUGCACAGAGGAACCAAAUCAGAUUGGCAGAAGACCAGCAGAAUGUAAUCGGGAGGUUGUCAGUUCUGCGUAGGCACCUCAGAAAUGAGCAGAAGCACCUUAAAGUGCAGCUACUUCAGUCAGACAGAGAGGAUUCACAAACUCCCUUGAAAAACAGAUUACGUUGAUCUGUUGUCUCCCAUAAAGCCUCCUCCUUGUCAGUCACCCUAGAGACCUGGCUCCGCCCCCGCACCACCAAGAUGCCGAAGAAGCUGAUGGCUGGUCGAAGUCUGUCCAGCCACAACCUGCUAAAAGACAUGAAUGGGAUGCGCUAUCCACUUACCACGUCUAGGGCACAUUUUCCUUUUGAUACAUUACAUUUUUUUGUAUCGUAUAUAAUAUAAUUGUAAGAAAAUUAAC